Sinocyclocheilus grahami is the source of this 2078-nucleotide messenger RNA. Its product is annotated as gamma-aminobutyric acid receptor subunit pi-like. The record is from RefSeq and is a predicted model, not a curated record. Gene Ontology annotation, cellular component: membrane. Bases 261 to 1604 code for a protein of 447 amino acids. Gene Ontology annotation, biological process: monoatomic ion transmembrane transport. The transcript is spliced from 10 exons. Gene Ontology annotation, molecular function: extracellular ligand-gated monoatomic ion channel activity; GABA-A receptor activity. Lineage: Eukaryota; Metazoa; Chordata; Actinopteri; Cypriniformes; Cyprinidae.
UCUCCUAUGCGCACAGCGCAGAAUGUGUCUGGGAUGCAACCAGUAGUUUAGACAGACUGCUGUGGAGUAGUUGCGCAUCACUGACGGAUACCGGCGCCUGGAAAAACCGCUGAAAGUCACGUCUUUCUUUUCACAGAACUAAAUGGCUCGGAUUUACAACAGAUACAGCAUAUGUAGAUGAGUGAUUCGAUAUUCUAAGAGUUUGAGAAAUGCAAGCGAUUGCGCGGCUUUAAAUUCAGACGCGUAACGCUCAAGCAGCCAUGCAUUUGUGUAGCUCUGUGGGCUCUUUGCUCCUCGUCCUUUUCAUCAGCAGGAGCAUGGAUGACUCUGUCAGCAGCACAGAGGAGAUCUUGCCUCCCACCAUUCAGAAACUGAUGAAGGGAUACAACAAGUACCUUAGGCCAUUAUUUGGCAAUGGGCCUGUUACUGUAGGAAUGAGUCUGGAUAUCGCCAGCAUAGACACCAUAUCAGAAAUCAACAUGGAUUACACAGCCACCAUCUUUCUUCGUCAGCGCUGGACAGACGAACGCUUGUGUUUUGAUGGCAAUAAGAGCUUGAGUCUGGAUGGGAGACUGGCAGAGCUCCUUUGGGUCCCUGAUACAUUCAUUGUGGAUUCCAAGAAAUCCUUCCUGCAUGACAUCACUGUCGAAAACAGACUGAUCCGGAUAUUCCCCAACGGAACCGUGCUGUAUGCCCUGAGAAUUACCACAACGGUGGCCUGCAGUAUGGAUCUAACCAAAUAUCCCAUGGACAGACAGACGUGCACCCUUCAACUCGAAAGCUGGGGAUAUAAUGUGAAAGAUGUGGUUUUCUAUUGGACAAGGGGAAACCAGUCAGUUAGUGGUCUUGAUCAUUUACAGCUGGCUCAGUACACCCUUGAAGAUCACUACACCUCUGAAUCUGAAGCCGUUUAUGAGACUGGUAAUUACCCAAAGUUGAUCUUCCACUUCAAACUCAAGAGGAGCAUCUUAUAUUUCAUUCUGGAGACGUAUGUUCCCUCCAGUGCUCUGGUGGUCCUGUCCUGGGUCUCAUUCUGGAUCAGUCAAUCUUCAGUACCUGCUCGCAUCUGCAUAGGAGUGACCACAGUCUUAACUAUGACCACCCUGAUGAUGGGAGCCCGCACCUCUCUACCCAAUGCCAACUGCUUCAUCAAAGCCAUUGACGUGUAUCUGGGCAUCUGCUUUAGCUUCAUCUUUGGCGCUCUGAUUGAAUACGCAGUCGCUCAUUUUUGCACAUUACACCAGCCAAACGCUGCCAAUGCAUAUAUGUAUGGCCAGGAAAUGCAGGAGCGCGAGGACGAGAUGAAUGGCAUCGUCACCUCCAUUGGCAGCCACACUUUGCGGGUCCGUAAACGGGAGGAGAUGCUGUCCCGAAUGGGCAGCGCCAGCAACCCCACCCCCAGUGAGAGUAAGGAGGAGAUCAACUCCUCGCAGCCACAGACCCGCUGCACCAAGUGCAUGUCGACGGCACGCCAAAUCGUGCGCUGUCUGAACUGCUGCAAAGUGAAAAACCCGCACUACAUCGACAACUACUCAAGGCUGACCUUUCCCCUCUCCUUCAUCAUGAUCAACCUCCUCUACUGGACAUACUACUUGUACUUCUAAAGCUCCUGUUGUCUGUGUCGAGGGGUCUAUAGUGAUGUAUGUGUGUCCCUUUUUGUGUCACAGUUUACCUAAGGGUUUUUACUCUUACAUGUCAGCAUGCAUUUCAGUUAAGUAUGACUGAUAGUGUUCAUGUCACCCAAGUAUGUGUCAUUCCUUGAGGUACGCAGGAUCUGAGUGACUUUGGACUGCACAGAUGUAUGCAGAUUUGUACCAUGUCUAAACCUUUAAGAUGCAUCUACAUCUCUGUGUCAGGAAAAUGUGGCCUUCAUUUUCAAAUGGAGCUUUAGAUUAACUCAAAUCCGCAACAAAAUCAGUCUAGCUGUAAAUUGUAAUAUGAUUUUAUGAUAUAUGUACAACAAUUUCAAAUGGACCUGAAUGUAAGUGUGAUUAUUUGUCUUUUAGCAAAAAAGAGCAUGAUUUAAAACUCACUAUUGACACAAGUAACAAAACAUAAGCAAUUCAUGAAACUGAAAG